Messenger RNA from Racocetra persica, 1136 nucleotides. The record is from the annotation of a GenBank genome assembly. NCBI's taxonomy places the organism in Eukaryota, Fungi, Glomeromycota, Glomeromycetes, Diversisporales, Gigasporaceae.
AUGAACGGUAAUCCACAAGACGAUAACAUUGAAUUUGUCACGACACCGUCACCUUCAUUUCUUUGUCCAGUUUUAGAGGUGGAACCUUACUGCCCGCUUUGUCGGAGUCGGUUAAAGGUUGAGGAUCUUCAUCCCAAUUUAGCUUUAGCUGGGUUGAUCCAAGAACUUCUUGUAUAUUGCGCAAAUAAACGUUAUGGCUGUCCUGCGCAUGUACGCCUUGAUUCUCAUAAACAUCAUUUAUUGUCUUGUUCUUUUGCUCCAACAUCAUGCCAGAACUCUCAAUUAGGAUGCGAUUUCAAAGGAACUAUAAAUACUGUUAAAGAUCAUAUUGAAGUUUGUGUUUAUGAGAAAUUUAAGAAUUAUAUUCAAAAAAAUAAUGCUAGAAUUGAACAAUUGGAAAAAACAAUAGAGGAACAACAACGUAAAUUUGAAAAGUUACUAUUACUAGUGAAAAAAUCAAAAUCCGAAAUAGUGUCGUCUGUAGACCCUGUUACUAUUAAUGGUAAUGGUAUUGAUUAUCAUCAGUUAGGGGAAGAUGAUGAGAUAGAUACAUUCCCACUUGGUGAAAUGACUUGUCGACGGACCAUAUCUGAACAUACUUGUGGCGUUACAUCACUCGCAUAUGACAAAGGUUUGAUUUAUGCUGGUGCUCACGAUGGGUCGGCAAAGAUAUUCAAAGCGGAUUCUGGACGAAUGGUUAAAGAUUUACAUGGACAUCAAAUGUCUGUUUGGGCUUUGGCUGUGAGUCCAGAGAAUGAAAGAUUUUUUAGUGCGGGGUCUGAUGGAACAAUUAAAGUAUGGGACUUGAAGGAGGAUACAUCUGAUAAUUUUAUUAGUACUUUGACUCAACAUAAAGGAAAAAUAUAUGGAUUAGUUGUUAGUGGGAAUAGACUUUACUCUGCUUCGUCAGAUAAAACCAUCAAGGUCUGGGAUCCUGUUACAUUGGAAAAUAUAUCAACAUUCACUGGUCAUUCGGAUGGUGUAAAUAAUUUGAUUGCAAUUGACAGUGGAAAAUUGGCAACUGCGGGAAGUGAUAAUACUGUUAAGAUUUGGGAUACGACAACAGGUACAUGUAUUCAUACAAUAUCUUCUCAUUCGUCUGAAGUUUUGGACGUUGCAUCAGGUGAUAAUCUUUU